AUGCCCGCCAAAUCCAAGGCCAGCUCCAAAGCCAAGGACGCUGAGAACAAAAGCAAACAACAAGCGCAAGCUGCGGCUGAAACCCAACAACCCCCGAAGACGAUCAACGAGCGGUCUUUCCAGCGCUACCACCAGACGAAUCCGCACGAGCGACGACGUGAGGAAGCCGGAGGUCUGCACGCCCUCUCGCCCGCGGAGCGACAGUCCUGGGUCAACGCGAGCCUGGUGCGCCGUGUAGCCAACAGAGAGUUCUUCCUCACCAACAAGGCAGAGCGCGAGUUCUGGAAGCAGAUCAGCAGGGAAUCGCCGCCGAUCCGCCGACUCGAGAAGCCGAGAAGCGCCGAGCAGAAGGUCGUCUACGACUGGGGCAAGGACAAGAACGGGCGCGACCUGGGCGACUACCCGAUCGACCAAUUCACCGUUCGGGCCGCGAAACAGGCGCAGCUUACGGCGCUCGAAGUGUUGCACCGCAGGUUCCUUCAGCGGAGAGAGUUUGCGCGAGACGGCGUUCCGGACGCGGCCGAGGGCAAGGUCACAGAGAUCACGCAGGAGGACAUUGACGAAGAGAGGAAGAGACGACGGGAGAUGGCGGCGCUUAGGAAGGAGCUCUACGGAGAGAAGAUGGGUCCGUACGCGACCGACCCGGAGUGGGACGAUGUCGUGCCCAUCCCCGCCGAGGAGCCCGAAGGCGCGCUGGCUACGAUUGCUUACCCCGAGGACUAUGCUGAGGUCAUGAGCUACCUGCGCGCCGUCAUGGUCGCCGAAGAGUACAGCCCGCGGUGCUUGCGGUUGACGGACCACGUUAUCUCCAUGAACCCGGCACACUACACUGUAUGGCUGUACCGGUUCAAGAUCGUCGAGGCGCUCGACAUUUCCGUCAUCGAUGAAAUCGAGUGGCUCAACGAGGUGUCGCUCGAGCACAUCAAGAACUACCAGAUUUGGCACCACCGCCAGCUGCUGCUUGACCACCACUACAACCACAUCAAGGCCAGCCCGGACGAGGUGAAGCGCUUCGGAAGGUCCGAAACGGAGUUCCUCACGCGCAUGCUUGACGAGGAUACCAAGAACUACCACGUGUGGAGCUACAGGCAGUACCUGGUGCGCAAGCUGGGGCUGUGGAACCUGCAGGAGCUGCUGUCGACGCAGAAUUGGAUCGAGGAGGACGUGAGGAACAACUCGGCCUGGUCGCACCGGUUCUUCCUCGUGUUUUCGGACCCGGCCGCUUCGACGGAGGGCUCGCACGCGACGGAGCACGAUCCGAAGGUCCCCGCAGACAUUGUGGACCGGGAGGUCAAGUACGUCGAAGAGAAGGCGCUGUUGGCACCGCAGAACCAGGCUGCGUGGAACUACCUUAGGGGUGUGCUGGUAAAGGGCGGACGAAAACUGGAGACUGCAGAGGCGUUCGCGGCGCAGUUUGUCAACGGCAUUGGAGAGGGUGAGGACAAGGAGGAGGUGCGCAGUACGCAUGCGCUCGACUUCCUGGCCGACGUGUACGCGGAUAAGGGCAUGAAGGAGGAGGCGGGCAAGUACCUCGACCGACUGGCGGAGAAGUGGGAUCCCGUGAGGGCGGGAUACUGGAAGUACAGGAAGCAGCAGCUUGCAUAG
Colletotrichum chrysophilum is the source of this 1605-nucleotide messenger RNA. RefSeq lists its product as uncharacterized. The coding region runs from base 1 to 1605 and encodes 534 amino acids. Lineage: Eukaryota; Fungi; Ascomycota; Sordariomycetes; Glomerellales; Glomerellaceae. Gene Ontology annotation, cellular component: cytoplasm; protein farnesyltransferase complex; CAAX-protein geranylgeranyltransferase complex. Gene Ontology annotation, molecular function: CAAX-protein geranylgeranyltransferase activity; protein farnesyltransferase activity. The record is from RefSeq and is a predicted model, not a curated record. Gene Ontology annotation, biological process: protein farnesylation; protein geranylgeranylation. The transcript has 3 exons.